AUGGGCUUUCAUUUGGGACGACGCAUGCUGCUUGCUUCCUUCCUGCUGGUGGUGCUACAAGUGGCGCUACACACGGAGGCCAGGCCACAGGAAGUGAUCACAGUUGCCGUAGAGGAGAAGGACACGGAGGUGAUCAAAAAAGAGGGCGGCGAUGGUGAUGCCGAUGGCGAUGACGAUGAUUCGUCCUCCGAGGAAACAGUCGAGGACUCGGAGGAGACUGGACGCAGACGUCGCGAUGUUAGCACGGACAAUGUGCUGCUGCCACGCGCGGGAAAUAUUUAA
This is a messenger RNA of Drosophila obscura, 282 nucleotides long. RefSeq names its product antennal-specific protein OS-C (gene Os-C). Lineage: Eukaryota; Metazoa; Arthropoda; Insecta; Diptera; Drosophilidae. Bases 1 to 282 code for a protein of 93 amino acids. The transcript is spliced from 2 exons. The record is from RefSeq and is a predicted model, not a curated record.